UCAUAAUUUCUUGUUAUGUACUUUUCUGUGUCUUCAAAGAAAAAAUUGAGAUCUGUAACCUGGACAAUUUCCUGAAAGAUAUGGGGAUUGAGGUUACAUAUGAGGAAUAUACAGAGCUAGUAAAUCAUCUCCCAACCAGUGCUGAUGGGAAGGUAACUCAACUUCAAUUGAUGGAUACCAUAAAGACUCUUAAAGGAGACAAGGUUAAUGCUAAAAAGCCUAACAAUAUUCAGGAGAAGUUGGGAGUGGAACUCACAAAUAAGGAAUCUUGGAAUCUACAAGAACACUUACCAGUUGAUGAGGGAAAGGUUGCUAUUGAUAACCUUGACACCAUUCUAGAGAAAAUGGAAAUGAAUUUCUCUGAUAAGGAAUUUGAAGAACUGUCACACAAUUGGCCAGCUGAUGGGAAAGUGAAACGUAUUAAACUAGUGCAUGCAGCUAUACCUGUUACAGGAGAGACAGUAGAUAUCAGAGACUUGGACAACGUACUAGGAAACAUGGGGAUUGAACUUACCAAAGAAGAACUUGGAGAGCUGACAAGAAACCUUCCAGUUGAUGCUAAAGGGGAGACUGAUUUGAAAUCAUUGAUGGAUACAGUGCAAGUUAUUACAGGAGGAGAAGUUGACUUCAAUGACCUGGAAAAUGUCCUGCAAAAUAUGGGGAUAGAGCUCACAUCUAGAGAACACUUGGAGCUAGAGAAAUUACUUCCAAUUGAUGCUAAUGGAAAAAUAUAUAAGAAUAGGUUGCUGAAUUGUGUGAAAGGUAUAAAAGAGUUGCAAGUCAAUGUUCAUGACAUUGACAGUAUACUCGGAAACAUGGCAUUCAAACUCACAGCUGAGGAACUUAAUGAUCUAACCCCAAAUCUACCAGUGAAUGGGAAGGUUGAUAUAAAAAACCUGAAGACCGUUCUAGACAACAUGGGAAUCAAGCUCACAGAUAAAGAACUUGAAGAUCUGACACAAAGCCUGCCAGUCGGUGCUGAUAAUAAAGUGGCUCUGAAAGCAUUGGAGGAUGAAGUGAAAGCUUUUACUGGGAAGGUUGAUAUAAAAAACCUGAAGACCGUUCUAGACAACAUGGGAAUCAAGCUCACAGAUAAAGAACUUGAAGAUCUGACACAAAGCCUGCCAGUCGGUGCUGAUAAUAAAGUGGCUCUGAAAGCAUUGGAGGAUGAAGUGAAAGCUUUUACUGAAAGAAAAGUGAUCUUAAAAGAUGUAAUUGAUGUUUUCACGAAUUCACCUAAACCAUCCACACCAUUCAACAAUUUAUUUAGAGAGAUUAAAACUCUUGAUAGUAUCAGAAAUGAUACAAUGCCUGUAAAUGAACUGAGCUCCAAACUUUUGAGUGCCGGAAUUCCAGUAAGCAACAAGACGUUCCAAGAGAUCUUGAGACAAGCAUCUGUUGAUGAAAAUAAUAAUGUAAGUCUCAAGAAAAUUUUGGAGAAUUUGAACACAAGUAAGCCAACUUCUGUAUUUGAAGAUAUAGACACUGCCCUCAGUACUGUCAGCUUGAUGAACUGUGACAGAGUUCAAGUUAGUGACUUGAAAAAUGCUUUUGAGGACCUCAAUAUUUCUUUAAAGCCUGAAGAACAUCAGAUGUUAGUGAAAACACUUGACGCUGAUGAAAAGGGAGACACUUCCCUAAAGAGUGCCAUUUUAGCAUUGAAAAGCAAUAGGCGUUUACAAGAUUUUAGAGAGGUUAACAAACUUGCAAAGGCCUUAGACAAAGUCACCAAUGAAAAACUUGAUGCUGAUGAUGUAAAUUCUGUACUGAAAGGCCUGGGGAUUUAUUUUCCAGAGGAAGAAUUACAGGAGGUGCUUGGAUCCGUUUGUGUUGAUAAAGAGGGGAAAGUGAACUUAAAAGAUUGCCUGAGUCAGUUGAUGCAAACGCCGUAUUUUACUAAAGCUUCAAAAACAGAAGACUCCUUGAAAGUUCUGGCCUCCGUUAAGAAAAAUGUGGCAAACCCUGAUGACCUAGACUUCAUGUUGAAAACUGUAGGAGUUCCAUUACCCCAAGAUGUGAUUCAAAGAGCACUGAAGAAUGUGGCUCCCAGGGAGGAUGGGACAGUGAAUUUACAAGAGUUUAUGAGCAAUUUGGUCAAUUCAGGAUUUUCAUCUCUUCCUGAAAAGGGUUGCAUCUAUGUUCUGGGAGACUUAUGUGGAGGUGCAGGGGAAAAGGAGGUGCCCGCUAUUCAGAUAUUUUUAUGAUAAUAUGUCUGUUUU
Macaca mulatta (Rhesus monkey) is the source of this 2219-nucleotide messenger RNA. The record is from RefSeq and is a predicted model, not a curated record. NCBI's taxonomy places the organism in Eukaryota, Metazoa, Chordata, Mammalia, Primates, Cercopithecidae.